AUGGCGGGCCCGGGCGGUGCCGCGGACGCCGGGGACGCCGGGGAUGUGCUGAGCAGCGGCAGCGAGCGGCGGUGCCGGGCGCGGCUGGCGGCGGGGGGCGCGGGGGGCGCGGCGGCGGCGGCCGCGGUGCUGGUGCCACUGUGCUCGGUGCGCGGCCGCCCCGCGCUGCUCUUCACGCUCCGCUCCCGCCGCCUCGCCGGCCCCCACAGCGGCGACGUCAGCUUCCCCGGUGGGCGGCGGGACCCGGCGGACGGGGACGCGGUGGCCACGGCUCUGCGGGAGACGCGGGAGGAGCUGGGGGUGGCGGUGGCAGCCACCAGCGUCUGGGGACAGCUUCGGACGCUGCCCGACCGGCAUGGAAUGACCGUGGCGCCCGUCGUGGCCAACCUGGGGCCGCUGGAGGCCUUGACACUGAACCCCAACCCUGACGAGGUGGAAGAGGUGUUCACCCUGCCCCUGACUCACCUGCUCCGCGAGGAGAACCAGGGCUACACCCAUUUCCGCACGGCCAGCAGCUACAGAUACACCUUGCCCGUGUUCCUCAACGGCCCCCACAAGGUGUGGGGGCUCACAGCCAUCAUCACCGAGCUGACCCUGGAGCUGCUGGUGCCCGGCCGCUACCGCAGGAAGACCCACGUGCCUCCCCAGAAAGCCCCAGGCUGAGCGGGGACGGGGCAGGGGGUGGCUGUGGGGUCCCCAUGCCUCAGCCCUCCACCUGUGCACGGGGGUAACGGCUCUGAGCCCAGCAGCGUGUCGCACACUGUGAUUCAGUAAAAGCCAUGUUUGGAACUGC
Catharus ustulatus (Swainson's thrush) is the source of this 793-nucleotide messenger RNA. It is a transcript of the gene NUDT8, whose product is annotated as nudix hydrolase 8. The transcript is spliced from 4 exons. Gene Ontology annotation, molecular function: coenzyme A diphosphatase activity. Bases 1 to 663 code for a protein of 220 amino acids. The record is from RefSeq and is a predicted model, not a curated record. Lineage: Eukaryota; Metazoa; Chordata; Aves; Passeriformes; Turdidae.